CAAACUUUUAUUUGGUCCCCCACCAUGUAGAGUUUACCUGAUGCCUUGUCUCUUUGCUGUUUACAGGUCAGUGUGUAGUUGACAGUGAAUUUCAGUCUCCCCGUGUGUGUGUGUAUGUGUGAGAGGGAGAGAGAGAGAUUGAUGAUAUUGAAGGGCAGUUCCGUGGUAGGAUUCUUGGAGAUGAGGAGGAACACAAUGUCGAUGUUGUAUGAAGGGCUAGUGUCUUGGUGAAAGCAAUACUCUUUGAGGAUCCUUCACAAGUAAGAUACAGAAUUUGUCAUCCUCAAGUUGAUUGUUAAUAUGGGGGAUCCGAGCCUCGGAUACACACUAGAUGAAGCACUUUCGACUGUGGGGUUUGGGACUUUCCAAGCUCUUGCUCUAGUUUUUGCUGGAAUCAGUUGGUUUUCAGAAGCAAUGGAAAUGAAUCUGCUCUCCUUUAUUGGGCCGGCAGUCAAGUCCGAGUGGUCACUUUCUCCCACCGAAGAGAGCCUUUUGUCGACUGCCGUUUUUGGUGGAAUGCUUGUUGGAGCACUUUUCUGGGGCUUCGUAUCGGAUGCCUAUGGGAGAAGGAUAGGAAUGCAAGGUAUAGUUUUAGUAAUAGCUGGAGGUGGACUUUUAAGUGCGUUUUCUCCAGGUUACAAGUCACUCGUCUUACUUCGUUGUAUUCUUGGAUUUGGUGUGGCCGGUGGGCAUGUAUUUGCCUCUUGGUUUCUGGAGUUCGUCCCGAGCUCUAACAGAGGUGCUUGGACGCUUAGCAUAUUAGUUUUCUGGAUACUUGGAGAACUAUUUGAGGCUUCACUUGCAUGGAUUAUAAUGCCAACAUUGGGCUGGAGGUGGCUACUUGGUUUGUCUGCUUUACCAGCUUUGUUGGUGUUGAUAUUCUCCGUUUUUGUGCCAGAAUCUCCGAGAUACCUUUUUGCGGAAGGUAGAAUUAACGAAGCAAUCGACAUUUUGAAGAAAGUAGCUCUAAUGAACCGAAAAAAACUCCCUGCUGGCACUCUUGUAUCCGACCAAACAAAGCAUCUGGAUGAAGAAAAUUCUCCUUUGACAGAAACUCAUCUUCUUUCCUUAACCCAAAAGAAGACAAACAGUCUGCAAACAAGCGCCAAGAACUUGUUUGAACUGUUCUCCUCGGAUUUACUGGGAACUACCCUUCUAUUGCUGCUUUUGCAUUUUGGAUUCACAUUUGCAUUUUACGGUGUUGUACUGAUGAUCUCGGCCGUGAGCAGUGAACCAAAUGAUUGUCGCUCAUUAAAUAUCCUUCUCAGAAAUGGUCAUGAUACAAGCCUCUAUCGUAAUGUUUUGAUCACUUCUUCAGCAGAAAUUCCAGGGCUGAUCAUAGCAACCGUUUUCGUGGAGAGAGUAGGCCGCAAGCUCACCAUGGGAAUCCUGACAAUGUUAGCUUUCAUCUUAAUGCUGCCACUGUCUUUCCACCAAAACGAGGUUGUGACUACGGCAUUGUUGUUCUGCGCACGCAUGUUACUCUUUGCUGCAUUUUCCACCUUGACCACGUACGCAAAGGAGGUUUAUCCAACUUCUAUAAGGGCCACGGGGUCUGGACUUGCAACCUCAGUGGGAAGAAUUGGUGGAAUGAUAUGCCCUCUGGUGGCAGUAGGAUUAGUGAGAGGAUGCCAUCAAACACUUGCAGUUGUUUUGUUUGGAAUUGUUAUACUUAUUUCUGGACUCUGUGUGCUGUUGUUCCCUUUUGAGACCAAGGGAACACCACUCACAGACACUGUUACUAAGUAGUAGUAAUGCACAAUCACUUCUUAUUCAUACAAUCUUGGAUUUAUGUUCAUCUAAUUACCUGUUUUAAGGUUGAUUUUCGUAGUCUCACGUUUACCAUUCUUGUAAUGAGUUGGUAGUUUAGUGUUUGUGGGGUAGUGAUGUAA
This is a messenger RNA of Sesamum indicum (sesame), 1892 nucleotides long. RefSeq names its product organic cation/carnitine transporter 7. Gene Ontology annotation, biological process: transmembrane transport. Lineage: Eukaryota; Viridiplantae; Streptophyta; Magnoliopsida; Lamiales; Pedaliaceae. Gene Ontology annotation, molecular function: transmembrane transporter activity. Gene Ontology annotation, cellular component: membrane. The record is from RefSeq and is a predicted model, not a curated record.